Messenger RNA from Loa loa (African eye worm), 3552 nucleotides. RefSeq lists its product as hypothetical. The record is from RefSeq and is a predicted model, not a curated record. The transcript has 21 exons. Lineage: Eukaryota; Metazoa; Nematoda; Chromadorea; Rhabditida; Onchocercidae. The coding region runs from base 1 to 3552 and encodes 1183 amino acids.
AUGCCGAACUAUAAUCGUUGGAUUUAUUUCACUCUUUUAAUUUUCAUAAUUGAGCCAGUUUGUUCGCGAACGACUACAUGUCCACCUGGUGGAUAUCCAAACAAUCUUAUACCAGUAUUAAUAUGGACAAAAGAUAUCGAUCAAACAUCAAAAAUUUACCGUAUUGGUAGCAGUGAGUUAAAACAAGAAUAUUUCACCAAUUCCAGUUCUGAUGAAAUACUUUUAAAUAGUGGAAUUCCAACAGCUUGUCCUAAACCUUGUACCUACAAACUGUCCACAUAUAUACGAUCCAUUGAUGGGGUCGUACUUCAUCAAGGAAAUAAGGAACGAACAGCACCACCUGGUUAUGUCGAUAUCAGUGAACACAAAGAACUCUAUUGUGCUCGAUCAUUGGGAGAUUGUGGAGCUAAAACGCCAAUUUAUCGAUACAAAAAAAGAAAUCUACUAAUUAAUGAUAAAGGAUAUGCAUAUUCCUUUCGUGCAAAUCAAUUGAUCAAUGGUUAUAUCCGAGAACAUAAUCCGAUCUGUUAUGGAUGGAAGGAUAGUAGUAGUAAAAGUAGUGACAAUGAAGUCCCGGGAACCAAGGAUCCUAUAGAUUGCGUACCAAUUCCAAAUGUACCAAACGGACAAGUAAUUUACAAGCCAGCGGAAGCAUCAGAAAAUUCAGAGACAGUGAUGAUGGGAAGUUUUGCGACACUACGUUGUAACGAAGGCUACAAACCAUCGAUGCAAAAUGAAGUUGCAUGUAUUACUGGUACAUGGUAUCCGAUGAAAGAGCUUGGUGAAUGUAUAUCAGUUUCUAUCGAAACAUCAGAAGGCUGUGCUCCAUUACCGCCACAUGAAAAUGGUUAUAUUCUGUACAGUCAACGUGGUACCAGCACUUUUCCCAGUGGUACUUUGGCUUAUUUAAUAUGCAAUGGUCACUAUCAUUCUGUUUUCACCAAACAAGCUCAGUGUGAUCAUGGUCAAUGGUCUACCGUAAAACUUGGAACUUGUCAGCUGACUACUACUAGUAGUUGUUCACCACUUCCAGCAGUGCAAAAUGGCAAGGUUAAGUAUCUAAUGGGUAACGAAAGCAAUGUAAUAAUUGGAACAGUUGCUGAACUGGAAUGUUCUCCGGAAUAUGUUGUUAACGGUGUCGAUGCACUGAUAUGUGAAUCAUAUGGAUGGACACCUGCUCCAAUUCUUGGAACUUGUCAGAAGGAUAUCAGACGAAGGGAUCAAAGAGAGAAACGACAGGAAGCAAGACCAUGUUUCACUGGUCAUCCAAUCAUUUCGAAUGGUCAGUUAUCGUAUUCGAAUGAGCCAAACUUGCUUGGAGCUUAUCCGUCUGAGACUGUUGCAAUUAUACGUUGCAAUACCGGUUAUACUAUUCAUGGUGCGCUUUCGUCGACAUGCAAAGAUUCCAUUUGGAAACCACCAAACUUGGGAGUCUGUAUUCUUCCAUCAGCAACUGUAUCAGUUCCAUUUCAAAACCCAUGUUUGCUUGGACUACUAACUCCAGUUGGCGGUACAAUUACCUACAGUACAGGUAGCACAUUGGGUCCAUUUCCGUCUGGUACUGUAGCUAUGUUGAAGUGCGUUUACGGUAUUCCACAUGGAGCAUCAUUAGCAGCUUGUGAUAACGGUUCAUGGAUCCCUCCUGAAAUAGGCAUAUGCUCAUUGUCGCAUUUUCAGAAUUCCUCAAAUAUUCGUUCAGUUCUUGAGUUAGCUAGUUGUUUGAAUAAUUAUCCUGUACCAGAAAAUGGUAUUGUUAUCUAUUCAAACAAUGCCAUUUAUCCACCUUAUCCGGCAUUAACUACGGCUAACAUACGGUGUAAUCCCGGAUAUGCACCAGUAGGUCCAGUGAUAGCCACCUGCCAGAACAGAAUAUGGUAUCCACCGAUAGCAACACAGUGUAUCCAAUAUGAUAGAGGAAGUAACUGUGUCACCGGUAUAGCUCCGCCAACAAAUGGAUACAUUAACUACAGCACUGGUUCAAGCAAAAGACCAUUUCCAACUGAAACCGUAGCAACCAUGAGUUGUGAUCUUGGCUUCAGACCUGUUGGCGUUACGUCAUCGACGUGUCUGAAUGGAAUCUGGUCACCACCAGUAUUAGGACAAUGUGUUCAUAUAGGGUCAAAACUUUAUGGUGUGCCUCUCGAUGGCUCAAUAAGUGAAACAAGAGCAGGACAUUGUCCUGCUCUUGUUUCACCUGUUAAUGGUUGGAUAUCCUAUUCGAAUGGUGCAGAGAAAGGAUCAUUUCCUACCGGUACUACAGCUAUCGUUACUUGCAAUCCAAACUACAUACUCCUCGGGUUAUCAACCGCCGUAUGUACCAAUGGUGUUUUUUCGCCUUUGCUUCUGGCACAUUGUGUACCGGGACCGGAAAAUGUUGAUGAUCCAUUAAAAAUCGGACAGCUGCCAUGUAUACCUAUCCCAAAACCAUUAAAUGGAAAUUUGACAUAUUCGGACAUUACUGCAGCUUUAUAUGCUUCGAAAACAACAGCCACUCUAGUAUGUAAACUCGGUUUUGUUCCAGUGGGUCCGGUAGAUACAAUCUGCAUGAAUGGACAAUGGCAACCGGCUUUAGGAUUCUGUCAACAAAGUAUAAUUGGUUCAGGAAUGAGCCAAGCUUUCAUUUCUAGACAAUGUUUAUUUGAAUUGCCUGUUGUAGCAAAUGCGAAAAUACGAUAUUCUACUGGAAACAUAUUACCGCCAUACGAUAGUGGAACAAUAGCGAGGUUAAUUUGCAAUAGUGGUAGUACUCCAAUAGGAGAAAAGUUCUCAACUUGCAUCAAUGGGUCAUGGAAUCCUCCGAUGUUAGGCCAAUGUCCAGUAAAUGGUAAUGACAAAGGUCAUCUAAUGUUUGGAUUAAAACAAACUGUGCUACCAUUGAUUGGCUGUUCUACUUCUCCACCUGUUUCUAAUGGAAAGGUGUACUAUAGUAAUGUUAGUAAAAAUAAUAUGUACGCAGUCGAUACAGUGGCAAAUUUGGUUUGUGAUGAUGGAUACAUAUUAGUGGGACGAUCGAUAUCCUAUUGCCAAAGUGGUAUUUGGUCACCUUGGCCUGGUGUUGGUAGUUGUCAACCCUAUACGCAAGAACAACAACAACAGUAUACAAUCAAACCAAAGGGUGCAUGUUCUGAAGUGCCCAUUACACCUGCAAAUGGGAUGAUAAUAUAUGAAAGUAAUGAAAGUACUACAUGGUAUAGCAAUGGCACUAGCGCAAAGUUACAAUGUAAUGCUGACCAUAAAAUCAGUGGUAAGGAAGUGACUUACUGUCGGGAUGGCUUUUGGAUACCAUCGGUUGGAAUUUGUCAACCUAUAAUUAGCACCGAAACUGGUGACUUCUGUGAACCGUUCAACUCUCCACCAAAUGGAAAGGUUUACUAUAUUUACAACAAUUAUACAAAGGAUUAUCAAACGGGUACUACAGCUAUCUUAAGCUGCAAUAAAGGUUAUCGGGUAGAGGGAGAAACAACGCUUAUGUGCAACAAGAAUGGCUGGACACCAAAUAGUGGUUUUGGGAUUUGCAUUCCAGUGGAUGACAGUUUCCACAAGCAUUCAUAA